AUGAAAAAGUCAGUGUGCAGUGAUUCAUAUCGCAGUGAAAGGAAGACUAGUCACGCUAGUUGCUCAAAUUCGGAUAGCAGCGAUGAGGAAGUGAUCAGAUUGCCCAAAAGAAGAAAAGUAAAUCGUAUCAUAUCAUCAGAUUCUGAUACGGAUACGGAUAAAUGCAAUCUUAGUGAUAAUGAAUAUUAUGAAGAUACUAUUGACGAGAUGUUACGAGAUUUGGUCGUGGAAGAAGAAAGCAACGUUGAUGAUACUGAGGAAGCUCCAGUUCAACAAAGUGAAUGGAGUGAAUUUAGUGGUCGGCAAAAAUCAAUUUCUUUUCAAGAAACAGGCGGUCUGAAUAAGCAAUUACCUGACGAUAUAAAUCCGUAUGAUGUGUUUACGUUGUUCGUCGAUGACGAAAUCAUAAACUUGCUGGUAUUAGAAACUAAUAGAUAUGCACAACAAAAACUAAAUGAAUCGAGGCUGACUCCAGGUUCACGAAUGCAUAAAUGGAAACCAACAAAUCCUGAAGAAAUAAAACAAUUUUUGGGAUUAUUGUUGUGGAUGGGACUUGUAAAAGUGAGCCCAAUAGCCAAUUAUUGGGCCAAAAACGAAUUGUACAAUUUCCGGCUACCGCGUCAAAUUAUCUCACGAAACAGAUUUGAACUAUUAUUGUGCAAUUUUCAUUUUGUCGAUAAUAUGUCCAUUGCCCGUGAUGAUCGGCUUGGUAAAAUACUUCCAUUUUUUAACAAAUUGGUAGGAAAGUAUCAGGAAGCUUACACGCCUGGAGAAGACAUUGUUAUCGAUGAAACGUUAAUUCCAUGGCGUGGAAGACUCAUUUUCAAGCAAUACAUUCCAAAUAAAGCGCACAAGUACGGAAUCAAGUUAUUCAAAUUAUGUUCAAGCGAAGGAUACACAUGGGCAAUGAAAAUGUAUUCUGGUAAAUCAGCGGAAG
Molecule: messenger RNA, 937 nt
Organism: Cataglyphis hispanica
Lineage: Eukaryota; Metazoa; Arthropoda; Insecta; Hymenoptera; Formicidae
Product: piggyBac transposable element-derived protein 4-like
Exons: 1
Source: RefSeq, a predicted model, not a curated record